Hemiscyllium ocellatum (epaulette shark) is the source of this 1068-nucleotide messenger RNA. It is a transcript of the gene tstd3, whose product is annotated as thiosulfate sulfurtransferase like domain containing 3. The record is from RefSeq and is a predicted model, not a curated record. Gene Ontology annotation, cellular component: mitochondrion. Gene Ontology annotation, molecular function: thiosulfate-cyanide sulfurtransferase activity. NCBI's taxonomy places the organism in Eukaryota, Metazoa, Chordata, Chondrichthyes, Orectolobiformes, Hemiscylliidae. The transcript is spliced from 4 exons. The coding region runs from base 334 to 846 and encodes 170 amino acids.
CUCGGAGAGAGGCGGAAGGGGAAGCUUCUCGCAGCUUCAAUGUGCAAAGCCCGGCGGGCCAGCUCCAGCACUCGCGCUGACCGGAACCCCCCGGAAGCUGGGGAUACUGACACCCCCUCCCCUCAUUAAACAACUUUACCGGUCGGAAGGCGACACUUCCAGCUGAUCUCCUUAAUACGUGCUUGUGUGUGAGAGAGAGAGAGCGCGCAUGUGCAAGUCUCCUCCUCUUUCUCCCGCCCCCUUCCAUUGGAAAGACGGACGGUUAUUCUGAUUCUGGUGGCGGUUGGACCUGGAACUUUGGCCUAGGUCGCGCGAGCAUCUUGGUCUUGCAGAAUGACCCGUGUGCUGGCCUUUGUCUCGGCGCUGCUGCUGCGGACUGCGUGCCGGAGCUCGGUGGUCCAGGUCUGCCGACAAUUCAGAAACCAACGGCCUCUCUCUUGGGCUCCAUUUUACCUAACCCAGCACGGCAGUUACUGGAGUGUUUGUACAGCUCCCUCUGAAUCUGUCACCUACCAGGAACUAAAACAGUUGCUUAAAUCAAAAACAAUUGUGAUUGAUGUCAGAGAACCUUGGGAAAUCAAGGAGUAUGGACAAAUUCCUGGAUCUAUAAAUGUGCCAUUGGGAGAAGUGGAGCAAGCCUUGAAGUUGGAUUCAAGCAAAUUUAUGGAAACCUACAAUGGAAAGAUGCCGUCCACGUCCGACAAAAUUGUCUUUUCAUGUUUGGCAGGAGUCAGGAGCAAGAAAGCUUUGGAGACUGCAAUGUCACUGGGCUACAGCAGAGCUCUACAUUUCCCUGGUGGUUGGGAAGAAUGGGUGAAAUGUGAAUUUGCUGAACAUCAGCGUUGAACUACUUUGGGGAAAAAAUUCUAGAAGAAUCUCAGAAAUAUGAAGAAAUAAAAAUGACAUCAGGAAUAUUAAAUCUGCACUUUUUUUAGUUGAGCUUUUCUUACAUUUUAGCUAAAAAUAUUGUUUAGAUAUAGUUGAGAAUUGUGAAAGCUUUGAAAAAUGGUUCUGCAAAACUGAUGGUGCUGAAAAUAUGUUGCUGGAAAAGUGCAGGUCAGGCAGCAU